AUGACUACCGUGCGCGUCUGCGUCUGCGGGGACGAGGGCACCGGCAAGUCGAGCCUGAUCGCAUCCCUCGUCAAGGAUGUCUUCGUUAGCAACAAGAUCCAGUCCGUCCUGCCCCAGAUCACCAUCCCUCCGAGCAUCAGCACUCCCGAGAAUGUCACCACCAGCAUCGUCGACACCUCGGCCCGGCCCCAAGACCGUACCGUCCUGCGCAAGGAGAUCCGAAAGUCCAACGUCAUCCUUCUCGUCUACAGCGACCACUACAGCUAUGAGCGGGUCGCCCUGUUCUGGAUGCCCUACUUCCGCUCCCUCGGCGUCAACGUGCCCGUCGUGCUGUGCGCCAACAAGUCCGAUCUCGUCCGCGACAGCACCACCCCGCAGGUCGUCGAGGAGGAGAUGCUUCCCGUCAUGACCGAGUUCAGGGAGAUCGACUCCUGCAUACGCGCCAGUGCCAGGGAGCACAGCAACGUAAACGAGACCUUCUUCCUGUGUCAGAAGGCCGUCACCCACCCGAUUGCGCCCCUGUACGACCACAAGGAAGGGGACUUGAAGCCCGCCUGUGUGUCGGCGCUGAAGAGGAUAUUCUAUCUGUGCGACAAGGACCAAGACGGCUACCUCAACGACGAGGAGAUGCACCAGUUUCAGGCCAAGUGUUUCGAGAAGCCUCUAGCUUACGAGGAUCUCCAGAAUAUCAAGCUGUCACUCCAAGCCUCCAUUCGAGGUUACAACGCUGCGCAUGGAAUUGACAUGAAGGGUUUCUUGCAGCUGAACAAGUUCUACGCCGAGAAGGGGCGGCACGAGACCAUAUGGGUGAUCCUGCGCAAGUAUCACUAUACAGACAGCUUGAGUCUCGAGGACGGUUUCAUACACCCCAAAUUCGAAGUCCCCGAGUACGCCUCGGCCGAGCUGAGUCCAGCUGGCUACCGGUUCUUCGUCGAUCUGUUCCUGCUCUUCGACAAGGACAACGACGGUGGCUUGAACGAUCGAGAGCUGACGGCCCUCUUCGCACCGACACCCGGCCUGCCGCAAUCUUGGAUCGAGUCGUCUUUUCCGUCGUCGACGGUGCGCAACGAGGCCGGUUAUGUCACACUUCAGGGAUGGCUCGCCCAGUGGAGCAUGACGACCUUCCAAGAGCCCAAGACCACCAUCGAGUACCUAGCAUACCUCGGGUACGAGCCGUCAGGUGUCAGGGAUCCCCUGACCUCGGCCCUAAAGAUUACCAAACCGCGGAAGAGGAGAAACCGACCUGGCCGGGUCGAGCGAAACGUCGUGCUUUGCUAUAUCGUCGGCGCGGGAGGAGCAGGGAAGUCUUCUUUGCUAGACUCUUUCUUGAGCCGGCCCUUUGACAGCCUCUACCACCCCACAAUCAAGCCUCGUAGGGCUGUGAAUAGUGUCGAGCUUCCUGGCGGCAAACAGUGCUAUCUGAUCCUGGAGGAGCUGGGCGAGCUCGAGCCAGCCAUCCUGGAGAACCGCGCGAAGCUGGACGCCUGCGAUUUGAUCUGCUACGCUUACGACUCCACGGAUCCGGACUCGUUCUCGCACAUCGUGGACCUGAGGCAGCGCUUCCCACACCUGGACGAGUUGCCCGCGAUCUACACCGCUCUCAAGGCCGACAAGGAUAAGGCCACACAGCGCAGCGAGCUGCAGCCGGACCAAUAUACAUCGAGCCUUAUGAUGAGCUCCCCGCUGCAUGUGAGCGUGACGUGGAACAGCAUCAGCGAGUUCUUCGUGGCCCUCGCCGAGGCGGCCACAAACCCGAGCACGGCUUUCCCCAAGAACGAGGAGCCGCCGCCCGACAGAUCAAGCCUUUACAUAGCUGUCGGGGCGACAUUGUGCGCUGGAGUCGCCGCAUUCAUGAUCUGGCGCCGGUCUACAAACGCCGCUUAG
This is a messenger RNA of Neoarthrinium moseri, 1884 nucleotides long. RefSeq lists its product as uncharacterized. The transcript is spliced from 2 exons. Gene Ontology annotation, molecular function: calcium ion binding; GTPase activity; GTP binding. Lineage: Eukaryota; Fungi; Ascomycota; Sordariomycetes; Amphisphaeriales; Apiosporaceae. Bases 1 to 1884 code for a protein of 627 amino acids. The record is from RefSeq and is a predicted model, not a curated record. Gene Ontology annotation, biological process: mitochondrion organization; small GTPase-mediated signal transduction; regulation of mitochondrion organization. Gene Ontology annotation, cellular component: mitochondrial outer membrane.